UUUUUUUUUUUUUUUACCAAUAAAUGAAUGGAUGACCUUUUGUUUUUGUGACUUUAUUUGAGAGCCUAUCAGUUAAAAGCAAUCAAGUACAGCAGUACUUCAGGAGUAGACACACCUUUUGACAUCGCCCAUUUUAAUAAGGAGAUGUGAACUUUAACAUAUUUAUUUAACAAAAAACAAAGUACACUCCUUGAGUGAUUAGACUGGUAAAAGUAGCAGCCUAGCAAACUUGAAUGAUCAUGUGAUAUUAGUAUCAUCAUCCAAUCAGUUAUGUCUCAAAAACUACCUUUUCUGAUUUCUUGUUGCAUUUUAUUUUCUAUCAUUUCAUUUUGAUUUCUGGAAAUUACUUUAGUUUUACAAAAUGUUUCUUUUUUUCGUAAUUGUGUUUAGGUUUCUGGAUUUUUUGUUAUGUAAUGUUUUUAAAUUAAUUGUUUAGCUUGUUUUUAUUUUUGUUGUGAUCUGUAAUAUGUUUUUGUUGAAUGAACUUAGUCUGGUUUGCACUUAAGGGCCACCAUAGGAACAGAAUAUCAGUUUUAUGUGCUUCACUUGCUUCAUUUUUUUUUCUUUGUACAUUUAAUAUCUUUAUGCAAUAAUUGACGUCAAGAAUUAUGUACUCAAUUUUUUAUUAUCUUCAUUCUCAAUAAAUGGGAAAAUAAACCUGGGAUUUUAUUUAAAGUUUGACAUCAAAAUAGCUCAAAACUGUAAAAUGUAAUUUCAAAAGUUAACUAUGUGAGCUUUACAAACAAAUAACAAUAAUAUAAAGCUUUAAAAUGUGUAUAUGUUUAUAAUACUUUUAAAACACAUUUUAGUUUUUUAGUAUGCCUUUACUGGUCUGUUUUCCACAGCAGAAAACCUAAUUUUGUAUUUAUAUUAUUUAUUAUGAAGGAGAUCGUUCAUAAACGCACCCUGAACGUCUCUUCUCCUUACUUCCAACGUAUGAGACGUUCAAGUUCCACCUUAAGAAGACGGUUUUACUUCUGACUGUCCUGCGCAUGAGCACUGAGCAGAACCAGGUGACAACUACUCUGAACUUUUCCGGACUACAUUCAGGACACUAAACGGAAACCAUGAAGCUGACUCUGUACUGCAGUGCUUUGCUGGUUCUCCUCAUCACUCCUCAGUUCAGUCAUGGAGGCAACAUCUUGGUUUUUCCUGCAGAAGGUAGCCACUGGAUCAACAUGGACAUCCUACUUCAAGCUUUACACUCCAGAGGACACACCUUGACUGUUCUACGCUCCACCAAGAGUUGGUACAUUAAGGAACACACCUCCCAUUACAAGAGCUUCACCGUUCCUGUGGAGAGAAGCAUAAAUGAGGAGUCUAUCAGCAAAACUGUAGCUAAAGUUUUACAGUUUGAACGUGGCGCGAUCCCCUUGACGAGUUUCCUUAACAAUGCUGUGGGACUAGUUGGAGUAUUUUUUGAGGCUCAUUCAUCUGUAUGUGAAUUAGUGUCAGCUGUGCUGGAUGAUGCAGCUCUGACGAAAACCUUGAAUGAAAGCAAAUUUGAUCUGGUGCUCACUGAUCCCUGCUGGGGCGGUGGAGUCAUAAUAGCCAAAUAUUUCAAUCUUCCAUUGGUUUAUAAUGUUCGCUGGUUAACACCUAAGGAGGCUCACUUUGCCAUCGCUCCGUCACCUUUAUCCUAUAUUCCUGUGACAGGAUCUGGCAACACUGAUAGGAUGACCUUCUUGCAGAGAGUUAAAAACAUGAUUUUAUAUUUGGUGACGUACAUACAGAACGAUGUGUUAGCUAAACAAAUAUACCAACCGACAUGUGCCAAGUACCUCGCUCCUGAUUAUGACUUCAAUCAGAUCAAGAUAGAUGCAGACAUUUGGCUGAUGAGAACAGAUUUUGUCUUUGACUAUCCACGUCCUACAAUGCCCAAUGUUGUGUACAUUGGAGGGUUCCAGUGUAAACCUGCUAAACCACUUCCUGAACAUUUGGAGGAGUUCGUGCAGAGUUCUGGAGAACAUGGAGUCGUCAUCAUGUCACUGGGAACCUUUAUUAAUGAACUCCCUGAUGAUUUGGCAAAUGAGAUCGCUGCAGCUUUUGCUGAACUGCCACAGAAAGUUAUCUGGAGGUACAAAGGUAAAAGACCCUCUACUCUGAGUAACAACACUUUAGUGGUGGACUGGAUGCCUCAGAAUGACCUUUUAGGACAUCCUAAGGUCAAGCUGUUUGUGGCUCAUGGAGGAACUAAUGGAGUCCAAGAAGCUAUUUAUCAUGGAGUCCCAGUUGUGGGUCUGCCUUUGUUUUUUGACCAAUACGACAACCUUCUUCGGCUGCAGGAAAGAGGAGCAGCUAAAAUUCUCUCCAUAACUACAGUGGACAAAGAUGACAACUUCCUGAAGGCCAUCCAGGAAGUCCUGACUGAUCCCUCGUACAGGGAGAACAUGCAGAGACUCUCCAGGCUGCACAGAGAUCAGCCGGUGGAGCCGAUGGACAAAGCCCUCUUCUGGAUCGAGUUUGUCAUGAGACACAAAGGAGCCGCUCACCUGAAAGCUCAGUCCUACAACAUGUCAUGGUUCACCUACCACUCUGUAGAUGUGGUUCUGUUCCUGACUGCAGCGGUUCUGCUCGUGCUUUUGACCUCCUUCAUGUUCAUCAGGUGUUUAUUCAGAGCACUUUGCAAACGUAAAGUGAAAC
Molecule: messenger RNA, 2643 nt
Organism: Oryzias melastigma (Indian medaka)
Lineage: Eukaryota; Metazoa; Chordata; Actinopteri; Beloniformes; Adrianichthyidae
Product: UDP-glucuronosyltransferase 2A2
Molecular function (GO): UDP-glycosyltransferase activity
Source: RefSeq, a predicted model, not a curated record